AGUGAAUGUUCGGAAGAAAAACAACUUGAAACUUCCUUAACUGAACAUUUUAAACAUUUUGAAUGGCAUUUUUCGGGAACUUCCAAGAAUUUACGUGAGACUGCGUUUAUAUGAUCAGCGGGCAUCUCCAAAAGAGUUCAAGCAGACGGCUGACUUUGUGGUGAGAAGAAUAAAGAAACAUUAUAAGGAGUGAGAUCGUUAAUGUAGAUGUUUGGAACGCUACUUUGGCCGUUCAUCCUCUAUCUGGUCGCCAGCUCUUCCAUUCUGGAUCAUAUUUUCCUGUGGCUGUGUCGUUUGAUGCCGGGAGGGAGAAAAUUUGUCACCGUCAAGGCGAGUUGCCCGUCCAGUAUACGAAGUCUUCAGAACGCUGUACGAGGUUAUCGAAACGGAUCGCCCCCAUCUACCAGUGGAAUACAUUCGAUCUCUUCGUUGUUAACGAUCCCUCCACUGUACCACUAUCCUCAUCCUAACUUGCCUGCGUUUACCUCAAUGGGUUUCGAAAUUUUAUUUUUUUGCUAUCUUGUCAGCGCGCUUGUUCUUCAGCAUGUCAACAUCUACAAAACGAAUAUUCACAUGGUUGAUAUCCACCUUAUGUGGUUCAUUGCCAUUUUCCUGAGUCGAAGAGUGGCGUGGAAUGUAAUUGGACAGACACUAGCCUCAGAACUACUAUACACUGUCAAGUGUUUUGUUAACCUCUUCCUGAAGGGCGUGGCUCUUCUAUCACUUGUGUCAAGCUUUGUAUGGUUGUCAUGGAGAAUUAUUCAGCAAAACAGUAUACAAAAUUGCCUUUUUCUCUGCUACCCGUCAGUGAUGUACAUAAUUACGUUUGGCUUCACCCUGGAUCCCCAGGGAAAUAAAGUAAUGCUUAAACUGAGUCCACACCAAGAGCUAGGCCCAUUAUCACAGCUACAGCUACUACAGAGCAGCCUACUGGACGCUAAAGGUGUAAUGGUGAACGGAAAUUCUAAACAGGAACUACCAGCUCCUCAACCAUGUUCACUGCCACCGGAUGCAGUGCGAUACGAAACAGAAUGCCUGAGAACCGAUUUUAAUCUUCGGAUCAAACAGGUUCUCUUUCAGUCACUCAUUUGCGCUUACUAUGUUGGGUUUAUUCCGAUGAAGUUCUCAGAGCAACAUUAUGUGUAUUACGACAUGUGGUGGGCUUGUCAGCACACGCUUUUCGUUUGGCUGAGCUGUUUGCUAAUGUUAAUGAUGUACAUGUUACCGCUGAAUUAUUGUGACGCUUUACAUAAGUGUGCAUUGCAUCUUGGCGGAUGGGAGAGAUAUCCCUGCGGUCACCGCGACACUCCACAUGUAUGGUCAGCAUUAACGGUAUGGCCUCAGGGGGUCCUGGUGCGGCAUGGUAAACUUCUAUACAGAGCGCUCGGUAUUCACAAUGUUGCAAUCCCAGGGGACGCGCAUCAUGGAAGAUUUUUCUUCAUGUUCGAAUCUCCCUUGCGACUCGUCAACUGGAUGGCAGCAGUUCUGUUGUUACUUGUCUUAUAUCAGCUGUUUAUGAUAACAAGGUCCCACUCUUGGCACCAGCUUCUCUCGGUCACUGGGCUCCUGACGUUUAAUUACCUGAUUCUCUACAGGCUCUUCCGAGAUCGCUGGGCACUUCAGGCUGUGGUACGAGAGAGAACAGGAACUUAAGUUCCUAACUAUAGAGCCACUCUUUAUUCAGUGCAAAGUGCGAAAAUGUGAUUAGUUACAACUUAUUGGGCAAGGUGCAAAGGUACAUGCAGAUUUUAUACCACCAGUCGUUUAGGGGUCUUCAUCUACGAUCAAUUUCAAACAGUUAUUAUUCAGAUGAUAUGGGUUGGUUUGACUCGGAAAAUUUACCGUGCAUACUGUUCGGACUCUGUCCUUCUUACUGCGAGGGUUAUUUUUCUUGGUGAUAAAUUUCAAAUUUUGGUCGCCAUUUUGGUGAAGGGUCCCUUCUUUUUAAGAAAACAUAGCAUCUUGGCAUAAGAUAUGUAGGGACGAGCGAAAACUGGGGCUAGCGACGAUAAAGAAUAAGCGGGACUGAGGAGAACGACCUUCUCGUCACUUCUUCCCAAGACCCCGCCGUUGGCUGGCCGGUUUCAGAAUGGCAGCUCAGAAUGAAAAGAGAUACUUACUCUGCAACAUACACAUUAAGGCUUUUUGCGCUAAUAGUAUUGGUUUUGAAGUCGAACCAAACAUGGGAGAGGACUCUUCAUUGUUUCCAGUAGUUCCUUACAAGUAAUCUUUAGAUACCGAUUCCAAAGUUAUUUAUUAUUUAUUUUUUUGCAAUCAAGUAGGGUUAAUGAAAGUUCUUGGCUAGAAAAUAAUUUUUAUUAUUAUUUCUGGAGUUUGCAUAUCUUGAGAACCUUCGUUUUCAAACAGCCCUCCGGAAGAGUUAGCUGACAAAAAGAUGGUAGAGGGAAUAGGAAAAUAUUCUUGUUUUGUGAUCUUCGGUAUUCGCGAGAGACAAUCAACGUAGAGGUGUUUUGAAACCGCCUUAUAGCGACCUGCUUGCCCAAUGUGUUGUAACUGAUCGCAUUUCCGCACUUCCAUUACGUCGAAGUAACUGUAGGACAAGGUAUGUUUUAAUGUGACUGGUAAUUUAUAGAAUAAAAAUGCUUUAAAGGUG
Pocillopora verrucosa is the source of this 2614-nucleotide messenger RNA. RefSeq names its product transmembrane protein 39A. Gene Ontology annotation, cellular component: membrane. The record is from RefSeq and is a predicted model, not a curated record. NCBI's taxonomy places the organism in Eukaryota, Metazoa, Cnidaria, Anthozoa, Scleractinia, Pocilloporidae.